AUGGCCAUGGCACGAAUGCUCGGAGUGGUGUGCGGGGUGGCUCUAGGAGUCUUCGCCUUUGUGGAGACUCAAAAGGUCAUGGCAAAGGAUCCUGCGAUCCAAAAGUUUCAAAAGUUCUGCAUCGCAGGAAAUGCUACUGCACUUGAGCAGGCGGGCCUCCAUGACUAUGAGCCCAUGCUGGGUGGCCCCUUCAUUUGCAUCCUCACAAAUUUCGUCUACGUGCUGGCCGCUGAGCCAGCUGGUCUUCUGGUUUGGGGUCUCAUUUCCACGCUGGUGUUCCCCUUAACACUGCUGAUCUAUGCUGAAGCCGGCCGCGGCGGCGCGAAGGGGCCGGUGAAAUGGCCCAUCAUGACCCUGCUGUUGGGCCAACUGCUGGGCAUCAGCGUGAUUUUUCCAUCCUUCUGGGUCCCCAGCGCCUUGCUGGGCCAGGGAAGUGGCUCCACAGUGAAGGGCCGUGUUUGGAUGGCCAUGUUUUUGGUGCUGCCGAUUACUUUGGUGGAAGCUUUCGUGUUCUUCGGCGAUGCUCAUUCGAGGGCAUGGACACUUUGUGCUGGCUUGCUCACUGGUCCUGGCUUGCCUUUCCUGGGCGUCCUCUUAUGGCCUUUCCCAGCGCCCGAGAAACCGGACGGAGCAGCCAUUCGAUCUUUGGCAGGAGCCUACCGCGUCUUCGGACUGCUGGCCGCCCUAGGAUAUUACUUUCUCAUCUACCAGGGGCUCCAGGCCUUCUCCACCUCCGCCGACUUCCUGGACGCCAUUUGGGGACCCAAGGCCCACGGCUCCGUAGCCUUCAUGACGGUGGACUCCGGCGUGCUUUCCUUGGCUUUGCUCUUGUACGUGCUGAUGACCUGUGAUACUUUAUCCUCCAUCCUAGCGUUGCUGCUGACGCCUUUGCUUGGCCCCGGCUGUGCGGUGGCUUUCGCGCUCGCGCGCCGCGAGAGGAUGCGACUGGCAGAGCUGGCUGGUGAGGGACGCCAAGUUGAUGGAUGGACCUUGCCAUUCGCCAUUUUGGUGAACGAUGGCCGGGAAGCUCAACAGCAUAAUGGCUCAGUGAAACUGGAUGUGAAAGUUGCCAAAGUGGGCAGCAGCUCGCAAUGCAACGAUGUUCUUUGCCCCCGCUUGACGGAAGAGUUCCUCGGAAAGCUUUGUGAGUGCAAACCUGUGCUCCCCCAUGGAAGCCGGACCCCACCGAGGCAUCGAAACUGGAUGCGUUAUAGCGUGUGGCAGAUUCUGCCGGCUUCGACUGUCAAGACCUUGGAGAUUGAAAGCAGUAUUGCGACCGAAGGCAUUGCUGAGCUCACGGAAAAAGCAAACAUGUUGUAUCAUUUGGGUUUUGAUGGAAUUUCCCGUGAGGCACCGCAGGUCUCUGCAGGUGUAGAUGGUAAAGAUGGUGUCCCGAACGCGGCCCGGCGGCAUUUCGGCUUCAACUUGAAAGGGGUAAACCUCCUUCAAGCACCCCAUUCCUGUCACAUCUUCCAUACCGAAGCGAUGGGGCGAUCCCAAUCGCUGCCCACCUUGCUUUCGUUCUGCCUCGGUGGUGUGGCCUUUUUCGACUUCUUCGCGACACAGAAAGACGCGCCGGAGAAGGGCGAGGUGCCCACGGCCAGCUAUGGCCAGCUGAAAGUGCUGAAUGGCCUCCGGAAAUGGGACAAAGCCGAGGAGAGAUGGACACAGUACUCCAGGGAGACUGGCUUUUCCGAUUCGACGAUGCCAGCCAACUUGGUGCAAGACUUCAUUCUGCAGCCGGAGAACUACAAGACCAACCUCUUGAAGAGCCUCUCAACUGAAGCUGGAGACAUGCUAACCCUGUUCCGUUCUUCGCAUGCGCUGGUGACUCCGAGUUGGAGGCCUCCCUUGGAGCCCCCCAAACCUCCAGGCUUUGCCUCCUUGGCCAAGCUCCCAUCGCUUCAAGUGGAUGCUGACGAGGACGAGAUGGAGUAUGGAGGAUUCAUGGACUCCAACCGCUUCGGCAUGGUGAAGAGUGACAAGCAGCUGGAGGCCCAACAAGCUGAGUUAGCAGGCCAAGUGCGGAGAUUCAUCGCAGCCAAGUCUGAAAAUGCUGCAGAAUGGGAAUCCUUUUGCUUGGACCGUUGGGACCCGGACGACGCGGACAGCCGCGCCGUGCGCGGCGAGAUGGCUAGCCGCAGCGAGUUGGGGCGCCGCAAGACGGCCUUGGAGUCCUGGUUGGACGCGGAGACGGGCAAAGCACCGCCUUCGGGUGAGAAGUGGGGCGUUUGAGAACGAAGAUUUGGCGCUUGACUUGGUCAGUGCUGUGGAGAAAAGCUCAGACAGUUGGAAGUUGGUCCCUGAGAGGAAGUUGGUCCCUGGGAUGUUUUAGUACUGCAUUUCAUAUCGCAUGGCGUCACAUGGUCAUAAAGAGUGCAGGGCUAGGCAAGGCCACUCGCAUCGACUCAAAC
Molecule: messenger RNA, 2414 nt
Organism: Durusdinium trenchii
Lineage: Eukaryota; Dinophyceae; Suessiales; Symbiodiniaceae
Source: the annotation of a GenBank genome assembly